ACUCGCACGUUCCUCAAUAGCGGACAUCUUCACUAGUGGCUAAAGCGGCUAGCUAGUGGGGUUCAGCUAUGUUUAGUGAGGAUUAGCGUGGUUUAUUAGAUUAAAGACCAUCAUGUCUGUGUUGGAAGGUGGCGUAUCGUGUGGUGUAACGUUAGAUGUGGAAAAUAAUGGUACAGUUAAUCCAGAUUCAGUGCAAACAGUACAAAACACUAACGCCCCUAGUUGUGAUGUGGAAGACACGGGCAAUGACAAUGAACUUCUAAAAGGCCUUUUGACAGAUACCUUCUGUCAGGUGUGUGAGGCAGUGCUGCUGUUUGAGUCUCAGAGAGUCUCUCAUUAUGAGGGGAAAAAACAUGCUCAGAAAGUCAGACUCUACCUUCAGACUAAGAAAGCAGAAAGGAUCAUGCAAAGUCAAGCAAAUAGCAGCUUUCAGAGCAUUAAUGUGAAUCCUGAGAAGUUCUGUGAGCUGUGUAACAUGGUGUUCAGCUCCCCGGUGGUUGCCAAGUCGCACUAUGAGGGUAAAGUUCAUUCCAAGAACAUGAGAAAAAAUGACACCACACCCACUACAGAUCUCAAGACCACAGCAGGUCCUGUGACUGUGCCAGUGGCUCCUCAGGAAGGUGCUAUAGAAAGUAAAGCAGAUCAGGAGCUGAAGGACAGUCCUGAUUCUCCUCCGCAGGAGGUCAACCUCAACGACCCCGACAAAUACUGCAAGCUGUGCACAGCCUCGUUCAACAACCCUGUUAUGGCCCAGCAACACUACAGCGGUCGCAAGCACCAGCGCAACCAGGCUCGCCAGGAGAUGCUCGGCAAACUGUCCUCGGAGUCUGAAACUGCAAACACUCUAACAUGUCCAGUGUGCUGUGUGACACUCAGCUCUGUGGAAACAUAUGAGGCUCACAUGCAGGGCAACAAACACUUUGUGAAAGAAAAGAAGACAGUUGGUUUAUGCAAAUCUCAGAAGAAGGUGUACGACUCGUUUCAGGACGAGUUGGCCGACUACAUCCAGGUGCAGAAAUCUCGGGGGUUAGAACCCAAAGCAAAAGCAGAGGAGGAGCUGAAUGACAGUGAAUCGCUUGGGGAGGAGCCAGAAAUGCCUCCUCCUUCAUCACGUCUGCCUCCUCCUCCUCCUCAUCUCUCUGCUCUUCCUUCUUUCCGUCCACCACAGUGGCGCCCACCAUUUCAACCUCAAACUGGUCUUUUUGGCUACAGGGGCAGGUUCCCAACGCACUUAAUGCAGCACCAGUGGGGUCAAGGCUACCCGCCACAUCCCCCUCCUCUUAUCCCUGGACUUACAGGUAGAUCAUUUCGUCGGGGGCGGAGUCCAAGCUCAUUUAGCUCCUCCUCCUCAUACUCUGACUCCUCCUCAUCCUACAGUAGCAGCACCAGCAGAAGUCGUAGCAGCAGCAGUGACAGUGGCAGUGACAGCAGCAGUGACAGGAGAAGACAGAGGACGAGAAAGAGAAAAGAACGAAUGAUGAAGAGGAGGAGAGAGCAGGACGAUGACUCCAACAAAGAUGAGAGAAGAAGGAGCAGCAAGAGGAGGCGACGGGGAAGAGAAGACAAGGAGGAGGAGGAGGAAGGACACACAAAUAAAGCUAAGAGAGAGAAGAAAGUGGGUUUUGAGAAAGAUGAAGAUAAAGAAAGGAGAAAACGGAAGGAGAAAAGGCACAGAGGAGGAGACUCGAGUGAGGAAGAUGAGCACGGGACUAAGAGAAGACUUGGCAAGAAGAACAGGAGAGAAAAAGAAGUACGUUACGGAAAGAGAAGGCGGGAGGAGGAUAAAGAGGUGGCCAGGGAAGAGGGAGAAGAGCAGAGAGAAGGAGUGCAGAUUAAAGGAGUGCAGUCCACAGCAGGGGAGCCUACAGAAGAAAGGACUGAACUUAGAAGAGAGGAGAAAUCAAAGCGCAAAAAAGAGAAGAAGAAAGCGAAGGGAAAGACAGACGAGGGAGACAAAAGGACAGAAGAGGAAAAGCUCUGGGAUGAAACUAUUUUGGGCAUAUUUUGAUUUUUUUGUGAACUAUGUCCUGAUCUUUUGCUCUGCACUGGUCUCAGAUCAGUGCACCCUUGCUUGACAGACUAUAAUGUGAAUCAGGACAGAUUUAUUUAUGUCUACCUUGUUCACAUUUGGCAUUAGCAUGUGUCCAAAGCUCAUGUGUGAACGGUAUAUAGUUUUUUUUGUUGUUUUUUUUGAGGAUGCUCCAUAAUACGAUCAAUCAAACCACAUUGGGAGAUGGUCAGAGAUAUAUACUCAGUGCGUCCCUGACAGCAAAGCCCUGCUAACAUUAAUCAUGUCACUUUAAACAUGCACAUUAAGCAUAAGAUCAUACUGUCCAUCAGAGUUAGCUAAGGAUGCUAAAAUAACAAGCUAAUGGAUGUAACUGACAUUUGAACAAGCAAAAUCUAAGGUCCUGUGUCUCGAUUCAGGCUGAUUAUUCAUUGCAAAGAAACAUUAAGCACUCUAAGUGCAGUAGGCCCCAAUCACACAUUUAAAUGAGAAAUCCAGUGUGAAAUAGACUUGGUUGUAGUGAAACACAAUAACAAGUACAAACUUUUGUUAAAUAGUCCACCUCCAUUCACCCCCAGCAUUCCCAAAUACUCUACUUUUAGCCAAUGCUCCCAACAGGCUCACACUGCUAGUGAUAGGCACAUUGCAUUGCCCAUGCAAAGAAAUCACUUUUUUACACCAUUAAUAAGCUCAAAUUAGCUUUAAAUUAGAACUUUGAAAGUGCACAGGUUGCUUAUUAACAAUAAACUCAUAUUAACAACAAACAAAACUACAGCUGAUAUAUUACGUGAAUUACUAAGCGCUAGUUUUGGUCAGGAGUUGGCUAAUAUAUUGCAACGAUGGCAGAAUUCAAGGGUUAUUAAAAUUGCAAACUGCGAGGCUCUGAGUGCUCCAGCGGACUAACGCAAUGCCACUAUUAUCAGGAGAUUGCGGGUUCGAAUCCCAGUCAUACAGCUUGCCGUCAGCUGCCGGAGCCCUGAGAGAGCACAAUUGGCCUUGCUCUCUCUGGGUGGUAGAUUACAGUAGAUGGUGCUCUUUCUCCUCAUCACUCCUAAGGUGAUGUGGAUCAGCACAAGCCUGCAUCUGUGAGCUGAUGUAUCUGUGAUGCUACUCGACAAGGCUGUUUCAGAUGUAUUGAAGGAGGCAUGUGCUAGUCUUCACCCUCCUGGCGUUAGGGCAUCGCUAAUAAUAGGGAGAAUGCAGCUGAGUAGGUGGGACUAUCUAAACAAGCUAAAUUUGUGGAAAAAAUAGAAGAGACUAUAGUUAUCAUGACUCAGAAUUUAAUCAAUGAAUUGUGGAGCUACUUUUCUAAUCAUUCUAAGCCUGUUGGAAGCAUCAGCUAAAAGUGCUGUAUUUUGGAAUGCUUGCUAUCAUGUUUCACUGCACCCCAAGUCCAUUUCACACCUGAUUUCUCCUUUACAUACUAGGUAUUAACGGCUAUGUUUUGGCAAUCAUUUGUGAUCAUAUUACCCAGCACAUAUAUUAAUUACAAGUGUGAACAAGGGCCACACUUUUUGGUUUAUCAGUGUUUUGGUUUAUCUUUUUGUUCCAGUGUUCUUCUACAGAACCUCACUUCUGUUUUUCAGAGCUGAAAUCAUGGUGAUUUGUAUUAUGUAUUGUUGAUAUACAGCUCUGGAAAAAAAAGACCUCUUCUGUUUCUGAAUCAGUUUCUCUGAUUUUGCUAUUUAUAGGUUUAUGUUUGAGUAAAAUUAACAUUGUUGUUUUAUUCUAUAAACUACAGACAACAUUUCUCCCAAAUUCCAAAUAAAAAUAUUGUCAUUUAGAGCAUUUAUUUACAGAAAAUGAGAAAUGGCUGAAAUAACAAAAAAGAUGCAGAGCUUUCAGACCUCAAAUAAUGCAAAGAAAACAACAAGUUCAUAUUCAUAAAGUUUUAAGAGUUCAGAAAUAAUCAAUAUUUGGUGGAAUAACCCUGGUGGUUUUUAAUCACAGUUUUCAUGCAUCUUGGCAUCAUGUUCUCCUCCACCAGUCUUACACACUGCUUUUGGAUAACUUUAUGCUGCUUUACUCCUGGUGCAAAAAUUCAAGCAGUUCAGUUUGGUGGUUUGAUGGCUUGUGAUCAUCCAUCUUCCUCUUGAUUAUAUUCCAGAGGUUUUCAAUUUUGUAAAAUCAAAGAAACUCAUCAUUUUUAAGUGGUCUUUUAUUUUAUUUUAUUCCAGAGCUGUAUAUGAUCUGCUACUAUAAUGACCACAAAUGUAUUUGCACAGUCAACAUGCUUAACCCACGUUGACGUUAGGGCUAAGCGAAUGUAUCUUCUCACACUCUAACAUUAAAUAAACAGCAUUAAUUACUAAA
Molecule: messenger RNA, 4321 nt
Organism: Astyanax mexicanus (Mexican tetra)
Lineage: Eukaryota; Metazoa; Chordata; Actinopteri; Characiformes; Acestrorhamphidae
Gene: zmat1
Product: zinc finger matrin-type 1
Exons: 7
Coding region: 113-2008 (631 amino acids)
Molecular function (GO): nucleic acid binding; zinc ion binding
Source: RefSeq, a predicted model, not a curated record